This is a messenger RNA of Gadus chalcogrammus (walleye pollock), 2586 nucleotides long. RefSeq names its product E3 ubiquitin-protein ligase RNF19B-like. Gene Ontology annotation, molecular function: ubiquitin protein ligase activity; ubiquitin conjugating enzyme binding; zinc ion binding. Lineage: Eukaryota; Metazoa; Chordata; Actinopteri; Gadiformes; Gadidae. Gene Ontology annotation, cellular component: cytoplasm; ubiquitin ligase complex. The record is from RefSeq and is a predicted model, not a curated record. Gene Ontology annotation, biological process: protein polyubiquitination; ubiquitin-dependent protein catabolic process; positive regulation of proteasomal ubiquitin-dependent protein catabolic process.
UGUCACCGUGCCGUGGUGCUGAAGGGGGAGGAGCCAGUGGUCGAUUCAACACACUGCACACACACAGAGACACAACGCGCCAGGGAAGAGUUGCGGGCAAAGAAACUGCUAACCCGUCAGAGACCAGUGAGGAAGAGGUGCCAUCUCUCGGCCUAGCACUUUGGACGACUUGAGAGACGUUUGGUGAAGGCGGGGGAGGAAGAGCAAGAGACAAAAAGAGAGAGGGAGAAGAAGGAGAAGAAGAAUAAGAAGAAGAAGAAGAAGAAGAAGAAGGAGGACAAACACCUAAACGAGACUCCAAUCGCUCUCCGGAGAUGUUCUCCUCCUCGCGGUUGUCUCUCUCUCUCUUUCUCUCUCGCUUGCCCUCCCUUGCACGGAACAGCCGACGUCCGUCCUCCAACGCUGAGCUGUGCCAAGGUUGAGUUGACACGGCCACACACACGGCCACACAACCAAACAGUAACACGCAUACACACAAACACAAACUUGGAGAAGAAUAUGUGGCAGAAGACACCGAGAUAAACACACACAAUCAAACACACUUGACAACACAGGCGGCAUCAGACACACACACACACACACACAUGGUGGCCUUGUGUUCAUGGUCUCAGAACCGCCUCACCACAGCAUCCCGGGCCCCCGCUCCAGACCAUGAGGAGACCCAAGCAGCAGACGGGGCACCUUAGCUUCCUUAACUUCUUCAGCCGGAAGCCCAAGCCAGAGCCCGGGCCAGAAAAGCCUGCGGAAGUCUGGCCAAAGGACGAGGUGGUCAUCACCCUCACACCCAGCGACCAUCCACAGCUGGAGGAGAACCUCUCAACAAGCACCGCCGUUGAACUCGGCGUUCCGGUGACGGAUGGAGCAGACGUGAGAGUCGAUACAAAAGCCGACGAUGGGAGCGGCGAGGAAGCGUGCCCCGCGGGGGAGUGCUGCUCAGACGGCGGCGCCGGGGUGGACGUCGAUGGCGGCGGCGGCUCGGCCGACGUCCUGUCCCUGUCCUCCUCCGGCCAGGAGCAGCUUCUGGACGAGCACCUGGAGGAGUGCCCGCUGUGCCUGCUCAGCCAGCCGCGCCGCCACUUCCCCCGCCUCUCGUCCUGCUCGCACCGGGCCUGCUCCGACUGCCUGCGGCAGUUGCGCAUCGAGAUCUCAGAGAGCCGCGUGGGCAUCGCCUGCCCGCAGUGCGCCGAGCCGCUGGCGCCGUCGGACGUGCGCGCCGUCCUCGACGACCGGGCGCUGCUGGAGCGCUUUGAGGAGUACCAGCUGAGGCGCUUCCUGGCCAACGACCCCGACACCCGCUGGUGCCCGGCGCCCGACUGCAGCUACGCGGUGAUCGCCUACGGAUGCGCCGAGUGUCCCAAGCUGAGCUGCGGGCGCGAGGGAUGCGACACCGAGUUCUGCUACCACUGCCGCCAGCUGUGGCACCCCGACCAGACGUGUGACCAGGCCAGGCGCCAGCGCGCCCGCCACACGUCGGGCGGCCAUGACGGCUCCACGCUCUACGUGUUCAACGAGGACCCCAGCGGAGAUGCGGAGGAGAUCAAGGCGUGCCCGCGCUGCGGCGCUUACAUCAUGAAGACCAACGAUGGCAGCUGCAACCGCAUGAACUGCACCGUGUGCGCCUGCCAGUUCUGCUGGCUGUGCAUGCAGGAGAUCACCGACGUGCACUACCUCAGUCCCUCAGGCUGUACCUUCUGGGGGAAGAAGCCUUGGUCCCAGACACGUAAGGUCCUCUGGCAGGUGGGCAUGCUGCUGGGGGCGCCAGUGGUCAUCUCCCUGAUCGCAGGGAUAGCCACAGUCAUCAUAGUGGGCAUACCCAUCUACAUGGGCCGCAAGGUUCAUGGUCGCUGUAAAAAAAACAACAUCUCAGGAAGUAAGCAUUAUUUGACCGUGGCAAGUGGAGUGAUGAUGUCAGUGUUUGUGUCGCCGGUCAUAGCAGCCAUCACCGUGGGUAUGGGGGUGCCCCUCAUGCUGACGUAUGUCUACGGGGUGGUCCCCAUGUCCCUUUGUAGGAACGGCUGGUGCCGCCCUCAGGGUGACCCCCCCGACUCACACAAGAUCCAGCUGGAGGACCUAGCUAGCUAUCUUCUGUUCUCUCACGUAGUCAGUGACCACUGGACGGGUCAAAACAAUCCGGGAAAUCCUGGCAACACCCACUUGCAGGAAGUUAAAGUCAGUGUACAGGAAGUGGGUGUGCUCCCUAGUACGAGCACGGCACCACCCGAGGUGAAUGCCUGCACAGGAUUGGAGGAAGCCACGGAAAGUCCUGGAUACUUGCAGAAGGCUAGCCAAUCAGAAUGCGAGGUGGUUGUGGUGCCCGAUGGCAAGCUGAGCGACACUCAAGCCUUCUCCUUAAGAGAUGGGACCAGUAUUAAGGUGCGGGUGGAGAUUGAGACCCACCCCAGGGGGGCGCGCCAGACCAGCCUGAGCAGCGUGCUGUCCGGCCACAGCCUCUCCGUGGAGUCCCUGGGACACUCCCGGCCCCAGUCGCUGUCCCAGGACUACCCGUGUGCCUCAGAACCUGCAGACAAGAAAGGAGCAGGAGGAGAGAAACAAAGGGUCUUUGUGGCUACCACUGGACCGGUGUAA